Molecule: messenger RNA, 2568 nt
Organism: Prunus armeniaca (apricot)
Lineage: Eukaryota; Viridiplantae; Streptophyta; Magnoliopsida; Rosales; Rosaceae
Source: the annotation of a GenBank genome assembly
AUGGUGAGUAAGGAGGAUGCCUCCGCUACUUCACGGCCUCCGGCCCAGCUUUCAAGCUCUCGGAAGAUGUUCUGGCGCUCAGCAUCAUGGUCUGCUUCACGGACCACCCCUCACAACCCUGAGACUGAGGAAAAAGACCUAGCAGAUCCAAAUGCCACUGUAGGAAACAGUGUCCAAAACCACCGUAGGUUUCCCGUGCCUUUAACCCCUCGGUCCCAGCAGAAUAGCAAGGCUAGGUCUUGUUUGCCCCCCUUGCAAUUACCUCUCGCUCGACGUAGCUUAGAUGAGUGGCCCAAGGCGGGUUCGGACGAUAUUGGUGAGUGGCCACAACCUCCUACCCCAAGUGGAAGAGGUGGUGGGGAGAGGUUGAAGCUUGAUUUAUCAACAAUUCAGCGAAACCCAGAAAAGAAUGGUGGGCUUGUGAGGAGGGAUAAGAUUGCUUUCUUUGAUAAAGAGUGUUCCAAAGUGGCCGAACACAUUUAUCUUGGCGGAGAUGCGGUUGCAAGGGAUAGGGACAUACUUAAGCAGAAUGGGAUUACACAUGUUCUAAAUUGCGUGGGUUUUGUUUGUCCCGAGUAUUUCAAGGCGGAUUUUGUGUAUAGAACUCUAUGGUUGCAGGACAGUCCAACCGAGGACAUUACUAGUAUCUUAUAUGAUGUUUUUGAUUACUUUGAAGAUGUUAGGGAACAAGGUGGAAGAGUUUUUGUUCAUUGUUGUCAAGGGGUAUCUCGGUCCACCUCAUUGGUGAUUGCGUAUCUUAUGUGGAGAGAAGGACAGAGUUUUGAUGAUGCAUUUCAGUAUGUGAAAGCAGCAAGAGGCAUUGCUGAUCCGAAUAUGGGUUUCGCUUGUCAGUUGUUACAGUGCCAAAAGAGGGUCCAUGCUUUUCCUCUUAGCCCGAGUUCACUAUUGAGGAUGUACAGAAUUGCCCCACAUUCACCGUAUGAUCCUUUGCAUCUUGUCCCAAAAAUGUUGAAUGAUCCAUCACCUUCUGCUCUGGAUUCUAGAGGUGCAUUUAUUGUUCAUAUACCAUCUGCCAUAUAUGUUUGGAUUGGUAAGAAUUGUGAGGCCAUCAUGGAAAGGGAUGCAAGAGGGGCUGUUUGUCAGAUUGUUCGGUAUGAGAGAGUGCAAGGUCCAAUAACUAUAAUCAAGGAAGGGGAAGAACCAGCUUACUUUUGGGAUGCUUUCUCAAACAUUUUGCCAUUGAUGGAUAAGUCUGGCAAUGGAGGGGAGGUUGGGGAAUCAACAGUUAAGAUUCGUCCAGGUGAAAGGAAAACAGACGGAUAUAAUGUUGAUUUUGAAAUUUUCCAGAAAGCUAUUAGUGGGGGUUUUGUACCUCCAUUUGCAUCCUCCGAGAAUGAACACGAAACCCAUCUUCCUGCUAGAGAGAGUAGCUGGAGUAUGCUCAGGCGUAAGUUUGCCUCUGGCAAUAUGAAGGAGUUUGUCUUAGCUCCCAGGAUAUCCCUCUCCAGGGUCUAUUCAGAUUCUAUGAUGUUAGUUCAUACAGCAAAAAAUAAUUCAUCAGCAUCGUCUUCAUCUUCAUCGUCCUCUUCUUCUUCACCUCUAUAUCUAUCACCAGAUUCCAUAUCUUCUGAAUCAAGCACUAGUUCGAAGUACUUUUCAGAAUCCUCUAUGGAUUCACCAUCUGCAGCUUCAUGCUCUCUUCCAGUCUCUUCAACAUUGUCAAAUGAUUCUGACGUGUCUCUCCUCUCAUCUAAAUCUUCUGAUCAACCCAUGUCUAACAGUCCAGAAAACGUUGUUUCCAAUUGUAGUUCACAGUCCUAUUCCCGAUCAACCUCAUUACCAUCUAAAAAGUUAUCUUCGCUUGCAGAGCGCAGAGGUAGUUUGUCUCUCAAGUUGCCUGUGAUGAGUGAUAAGAUGAGGCUGAUGAGUACUUCCUCAAAAUUUCUUUCCACUAAAGAAGAUGGUGUUAGGAUAAAUGACAGUACUUGUUCUGUAGGUCACAUAGAUGAUAUUGACAAGGUAUUAGAGCCAAAGGAUGGUGUUCAAAAUGGAGGGGAAGAUUCAAGACAACAGUGCAACAUAUGCCAGAAGGAACCUUCUUUUAUCAAACAUUCUGCUGAACCUUGGAAAAGUUGCCCUUUGGAAGAAGGUGCAGGAUCCUCUGCCUCAAAGGAGACUGGGGAAAGUUGUCCAGCACAAUGUAAUUUUAUGCAACCUUUUGUAUGCCGCUGGCCCAGUUUAGAGAAGAUUGCUACAUUUGGCGUGAGGGAACUAGAUUCUAAAUCUGCUUUCAUUAUUUACUCACCAAAUACAGGUGUUGGAAAAAGUGAAGACAGUGUUUUGUAUCUUUGGGUAGGAAGAUUUUUUCACUGUGGUAAUUUUCCGAUUCAAUUAGAUAGUGGCAGAGAGAGAACUGAUGUAGAAGAGACUGACUGGGAUCAAGUUAGCUGUGAUGUCCUUAUCCAAAUGGGUAUGCCAAAGGACACAAUAAUUAAGGGCUCGGUUACUGGGGCUUCUUGUAAAUUUAGUCUGUUUGCUGUAAGGUUUCUGUUACUAACUUCUAUAUUCAUUCCUACUAUUUUGCAUCUCAAGGGAUUUGACUUGUGA